GGAGACGCCCACUUUCUCUUCGAAGCUACGGUGGCCGACCGGGAACAAGAGGCUUGAGCAGGGAGGGACGCUUUCACGAAUAAGCCCAGCAGUUUUUGAUAUCCAGCAGGCAGAGCGGAGAUGGCGGCGGCGGCGUUGUUUGCUGCGGUAGACAGGAACCAGUUGCGGCGGGUCCCGAUCCUGCUGCUGCAGCCGAGGGAAUGGGCUUGGAAGCAGAGGACUAUGCAAUAUGGAACAACACCAGGAGGAAGCAUUACCAAGGUCCUCAUUGCAAACAGAGGAGAAAUUGCCUGUAGGGUGAUACGAACAGCCAAAAAAAUGGGUGUGCAGUCUGUGGCUGUCUACAGUGAGGCUGACAGGAAUUCCAUGCAUGUAGAUCUGGCGGACGAGGCAUAUUCCAUUGGCCCUGCUCCGUCUCAGCAGAGCUACCUCGCAAUGGAAAAGAUUAUUCAAGUGGCCAAGAGCUCUGCAGCACAGGCCAUCCAUCCAGGAUAUGGUUUUCUGUCGGAAAACAUGGAGUUUGCUGAACUUUGUAAGCAAGAAGGAAUCAUUUUUAUAGGUCCUCCUUCAUCUGCAAUUAGAGACAUGGGUAUAAAGAGCACGUCCAAGUCCAUCAUGGCUGCCGCUGGAGUACCUGUUGUGGAAGGCUACCAUGGCAAGGACCAAUCUGAUCAGUGCCUGAAAGAGCAUGCUGGGAAAAUCGGGUAUCCUGUUAUGAUCAAAGCCGUCCGUGGAGGUGGAGGAAAAGGCAUGAGGAUCAUUAGAUCAGAAAAAGAAUUCCAAGAGCAGUUAGAGUCAGCCCGGAGGGAGGCUAAGAAGUCUUUCAAUGAUGAUGCAAUGUUGAUCGAGAAGUUCGUGGACACACCAAGGCACGUGGAAGUCCAGGUGUUUGGUGAUCACCAUGGCAAUGCAGUAUACUUGUUUGAAAGAGACUGUAGUGUGCAGAGGAGACAUCAGAAGAUCAUUGAGGAGGCCCCAGCGCCUGGUAUUAAUCCUGAAGUAAGAAGAAGGCUGGGAGAGGCUGCAGUCAGAGCUGCAAAAGCUGUCAAAUAUGUGGGAGCAGGAACUGUGGAAUUCAUUAUGGACUCAAAGCACAAUUUUUAUUUCAUGGAGAUGAACACAAGGCUACAAGUGGAACAUCCUGUCACUGAGAUGAUCACGGGGACUGAUUUGGUGGAAUGGCAGCUCAGGAUUGCAGCAGGAGAGAAGAUUCCUUUGACCCAGGAAGAAAUCCCUCUGCAGGGCCAUGCCUUUGAGGCUAGAAUCUAUGCAGAAGACCCUGACAAUAACUUCAUGCCAGGGGCUGGACCAUUAGUUCACCUCUCUACCCCUCCGGCAGACAUAUCUACAAGGAUUGAAACUGGAGUCCGGCAAGGAGAUGAGGUCUCAGUGCAUUAUGACCCCAUGAUCGCAAAGCUCGUUGUGUGGGCCUCAGAUCGCCAGUCAGCCCUGUCAAAACUGAGGUACAGCCUUCGUCAGUACAAUAUUGUCGGCUUGCGCACCAAUGUGGACUUCCUGCUCAGGCUCUCUGGCCACCCAGAGUUUGAAGCUGGGAAUGUGCACACUGACUUCAUCCCUCAACAUCACAAGGACCUGCUGCCCACUCACAGCACCAUAGCCAAAGAGUCUGUGUGCCAGGCAGCUUUGGGGCUCAUCCUCAAAGAGAAAGAAAUGACCAGCACUUUUAAACUCCACACUCAAGAUCAGUUCUCUCCGUUUUCAUUCAGCAAUGGGAGAAGACUAAAUAGCUCUUACACCAGGAGCAUGACUCUGACAAGUGGUAAAAGUGAUAUAGUCAUAGCUGUGACAUAUAACCGAGAUGGGUCAUAUAACAUGCAGAUUGAAAAUAAAUCCUUUCAAGUCCUGGGCGAUCUUUCCAGUGAGGAUGGCUGUACCUACCUGAAGUCUUCUAUUAAUGGAGUAGCCAGUAAAUCCAAGUUCAUCCUCCUGGACAACACUAUUUACCUGUUUUCUACGGAGGGCAGUAUUGAAGUUGGCAUUCCAGUACCCAAGUACUUGUCUCCAGUGAGUGCAGAAGGAACUCAGGGAGGCACCAUCGCACCCAUGACUGGAACCAUUGAAAAGGUGUAUGUGAGAGCUGGAGACAGAGUAAAAGCUGGGGACUCUCUGGUGGUUAUGAUUGCCAUGAAGAUGGAGCAUACCAUAAAAGCUCCAAAGGACGGCAGGAUAAAAAAGGUGUUUUUCAGUGAAGGAGCCCAAGCCAACAGACAUGCACCAUUAGUGGAGUUUGAGGAGGAGGAGUCUGACAAAUGUGAAUCACAGUGAACUGUGUCCCGAAAGAAAUAGCCGACUGCACAGCGCCUUAUAUGUCUUCAAACAGCAAGUGUCUCUUCGGUCUCAAGAUCUCGGAGGAGCUUUAUUAAAUCAAUGGUGGUGUGAUUGUAUUUAAACCCUUUCAUACUUAUAAAUUAUCUAUAAAGAUUUCAUAGAAAUAAAACCAAGUUGUAUUUUUUUAAUUUGGAAA
Mastomys coucha (southern multimammate mouse) is the source of this 2485-nucleotide messenger RNA. It is a transcript of the gene Mccc1, whose product is annotated as methylcrotonoyl-CoA carboxylase 1. Gene Ontology annotation, molecular function: methylcrotonoyl-CoA carboxylase activity; ATP binding; metal ion binding. Lineage: Eukaryota; Metazoa; Chordata; Mammalia; Rodentia; Muridae. The coding region runs from base 121 to 2286 and encodes 721 amino acids. Gene Ontology annotation, cellular component: mitochondrion. The record is from RefSeq and is a predicted model, not a curated record. The transcript has 19 exons.